AUGGCUGUUGCUUCUAUGAAACUCAUCUUUAUCAGUGCAGUUUUUAUUAUCCUUUUCACAAACCCAUGUAUCGGUCUGUUCAAUUGUCCUACCCAAGAAUCCCAAGCUCUUCUUUCCUUCAAAGCAGCCUUGAACAUCUCUAAUGGCAUUCUCAGAUCAUGGGUUAAUGGAACUGAUUGUUGCUCCAUGUGGGAUGGCAUAUCAUGCGAUAUUCUCACCAAACAUGUAGAGAGAGUGAAUUUGAGUGCUUACCAUGUAGAGCAGGGAGUGCAGAGUGGAAUUAUAUCUGAUAGUUUCUGCAACCUUCCUUUCCUUAAAUACCUCAACUUGAGGAACAUUGGUCUAACUGGUACAAUUCCUUCCUGUUUGGGAAAUCUCUCUUCUCUUCAAUAUCUGCAUUUUAAAAAUAAUAGUUUGAGAGGAACAGUUCCCCCUGUCAUUUGUCAGCUCACCAAUCUUACAUUUCUAGAUGUAAGCUAUAACCAACUAAGUGGAAUGGUGCCACCAUGUCUACAAAAUCUCUCCUUGCUUAAGCUCUUGGGUCUUUCCAUUAACAAAUUCCAUGGGAGCCUUCAGCUUACUGGUCUUUCCUCUCUUGAGCAGCUGUAUGCUCGAAAUUUUUCUUUGGAUAAGAACAUUACAUCUUCACAGAUAGCAUUGCCAUCGUCUGUAAAGAUUCUCUGGCUCUCCUCAAUUACCAUUUCAGAUACUCUGUUUUAUAACCUUGCAGAAUUAAAGUUUUUGGUUCUAUCUUACUGUAUGCUGAAUAUUAGCACAACUUGGAUUCCCCUGUUCCAGUUAGCAGGCUUAGAUCUAAGCUCAUGUAGGAUUGGUGAUCAAAUUCCUCAGUGGCUUUUCACUCAGUAUUCUUUGCAGAGAUUGACUUUGGCUAGUGACAAUAUUGUUGGAGAAAUACCAUCCUUGUUAUGGGAGAACAAUCCUCAGUUGUAUUUGUUCAAUCUGUCAGGAAAUCAUUUGUUUGGCAGCCUUAUUGUCCCAACUAGAUCAAUUCACUGGCUUACACUAUUGGAUGUAUCUAGGAAUGCAUUAACAGGACCCAUUCCAUCUGCCUGGCCUCCAUAUCUGCAGCUCUUGAUGGUUAAUGACAAUUCUCUAACUGGCAAUAUUCCUCCAAGCUUGUGCAAUUUAAUUUACCUUGAAAAGUUAGAUCUAUCAGAUAACAAAUUGAAUGGAAGCAUUCCUCCAUGCUUUGCCAACUAUAAGCUAAUCCAAGUGUUAAAUUUAGGGGAUAAUAGUUUUGAGGGAAGCAUGCCCCACGGGCUAUGCUCUUCCUCUUUAAUUGUAAGAAACAAUAAGUUAAGUGGAGCCUUCCCUCCCUCCAUCAUCAAUUGUAAGACAUUGCAAGUACUAGAUAUUGGGCACAACAAAUUUACAGGGGAUAUUCCAUGGCCAGUUGGAAAUCUAUCAGCCAUUCAAGUGUUGAUGAUGAAGGACAAUAGUUUCAGAGGUAGCAUUCCUUCAGAGUUUGUCCAUUUGAAGCAGCUCCAGAUCUUAGACCUUUCAUCCAACAACAUAUCAGGUUUUAUUCCACAUACCAUUACAUCUCUACAAGCAAUGGCUGUCGCAAAAGAAGAAGGCCAUAUGUUGUCUACUCAGUUGAACCCUUUCCAUGCAAUUGUAAAACCUAAGGGCCUUAGGUCAUAUUCUGAGCUUGGCCCUUUUGAUACAUUUAUUACUGAUGUUAGGUCUCAUGAUGAAUUGGAUAUGACUGUGAAAGGCUUAGAGUUGCACUACCCAUAUAUUCUUUCCACACUCACAGGCAUAGAUCUUUCCAACAAUCAACUGAAUGGAGUUAUUCCUAUUGAUUUUGGAAAGUUGAAGGGGUUGAAGUUUCUCAAUCUAUCAAUGAACAACCUCAGUGGAGUCAUUCCACCCAGUUUUGGGGACAUGACUCAAUUAGAGUCGUUGGAUUUUUCUUCAAACAGAUUUUAUGGAAAUAUUCCUGCAGAGCUUCAAUCUCUAACUUCACUGGAAUGCUUAAAUGUGUCCAACAACAACCUGUCAGGCAGCAUACCUCAAGGAGGACAGAUGAUCACAUUUGAUAACAUGUCAUAUUCUGGAAAUCCAUAUUUGGAGGGAUGCCCACUUCCAAAGAAUUGUUCUUGGCCAAAGUUUGCUCCUCACCUCCCUUCUACAAAUGGUUUGCAAGAUGGAAAUGAAGAUUAUAGAAAGCAUAUACCAUGGUAUGAGAUUGGACUAGGAUUGUCACAUGUAGCAGGUUUUUCAUGUGUAAUGUUAGUGCUUGCAGUGACAAAGAAAUGGAGGAAGAGAUACUUCAAUCGGGUUGAUAAGAUUUUGAAGUUUUGGUUUCCUUCCAUCCGUAAUAAGAGAUUAUGGGGACUUAUUUUACCAAAACAUCAAGCAAAAGUAUGCCCCGAGGAAUCUUGA
Molecule: messenger RNA, 2409 nt
Organism: Cryptomeria japonica (Japanese cedar)
Lineage: Eukaryota; Viridiplantae; Streptophyta; Pinopsida; Cupressales; Cupressaceae
Product: probable leucine-rich repeat receptor-like protein kinase At1g35710
Exons: 1
Coding region: 1-2409 (802 amino acids)
Molecular function (GO): protein binding
Source: RefSeq, a predicted model, not a curated record